Molecule: messenger RNA, 930 nt
Organism: Zophobas morio
Lineage: Eukaryota; Metazoa; Arthropoda; Insecta; Coleoptera; Tenebrionidae
Product: RE1-silencing transcription factor-like
Exons: 1
Coding region: 1-930 (309 amino acids)
Biological process (GO): positive regulation of transcription by RNA polymerase II
Cellular component (GO): nucleus
Source: RefSeq, a predicted model, not a curated record
AUGUCAAACCGCUCGAGCUUCACCGUCGACGACGACUUCACCAUGGAGGUGCACGAGGAAGCCGACACCGACUCCACCGUCGCCGCAAUCAAACAAGAACCAGAAGACACCAAACCCAUCAUAGUUAAAGACGAGCUCGACCUCCACUGCAACGACGAAGCAAUACCCCUCGAGACCAAAAAAGAACUCCACCACUUUUUCGCCAGGAACAAGAAGACUGACCCCAAAGGCAAGCAAACCCCAGUGGAAAAAGCCGCUUUGGAGUUCAAAACGCAAUCGAUCCUCCGAGAGUACAAAGACAUGGUGGCCGAAGGCCUACUAAAACGUCCAUUCGAAUGUCCAAUCUGCCAGUACAAAACCGAUCGGUUCUCGGUGAUUCAGAACCAUGUAAACAACCAUUUAACGCAGCAAAAGGAGUACAGGUGUAACGUUUGCAACUAUGUGGCGUUCUCGAAAGGCAAUCUUACGAUGCAUCGAGCUCGCUGCGUGUAUAAGUACAAGAGGUCGUGCCCCCAUUGCUCGUUCGUGACCGUCCGAAACAAAAAUUUCAGACGACACAUGCUGAGACACACGGCUAAGUUCGCUUGUAUCAGCUGCAAGUUUUACAGUGAUGAUGAUAAAGAGAUCGAAGAACACAAGAAGGCGUGCAGAAAGGGGGACGGAAGCGGGAUGGACGAUAAGUGUGACCUGUGUGAGUUUAGAAACGAUGAUGAGGUCGUCUUAGCCGAACACACCGAAGAGAAACACCCAGAGUACGAGCUUAAGUGUGACGACUGCGAUUUCGUGACCUCGAGGAAGCGGUGGCUGUUCAAACACCGGCAGCAGAGUCAUCGGACAGUGAAUCGGACUUGGAAGUGUAGUCUGUGCGACUUUACCACCGGCGUGAAGGGGGGGAUGGGAAUACACAUGAAAACGCACGUCAAGAAGUGA